Cyprinus carpio (common carp) is the source of this 2539-nucleotide messenger RNA. Its product is annotated as T-box transcription factor 19. Gene Ontology annotation, molecular function: DNA-binding transcription factor activity, RNA polymerase II-specific; RNA polymerase II cis-regulatory region sequence-specific DNA binding. The record is from RefSeq and is a predicted model, not a curated record. Bases 541 to 1854 code for a protein of 437 amino acids. The transcript has 8 exons. Gene Ontology annotation, biological process: cell fate specification; regulation of transcription by RNA polymerase II; positive regulation of DNA-templated transcription. Lineage: Eukaryota; Metazoa; Chordata; Actinopteri; Cypriniformes; Cyprinidae. Gene Ontology annotation, cellular component: nucleus.
UAAAACACAUCCGGAGUGUGAUUUAUGAGUUGUUUUCCAUCAUGCUUUUCAUUUCUUUACGUAAAAGAAGGUAGCGUUUGUUAUAAUAGGCUACCUUUUAUUUUUCUCUCUGAAGUGUCAUGCCUGUAAAUUUCCUUUGAAUUUUCUGCCCAGGUUUUUCCUGUUAUUCAAACAGCAAAACAUUUCCUUAUCAUAAAUAUGAAGAUAGAAAAUAAACUUGAGUGUAGUACAUUAAAUUUGGUUCUGAACUGAAAACAAUGGGUUGUGAAUGAACCACUUAAUUGGAGAAACCCACGUGACUGCAGGUUUGUCCUCCGGUCAUAAGAACAGGUGGUCGCAGAGAGAAGCUACAGAUCCAUCAUUCACACUGAGUGUAGAUGCUAAAGAGAGUCGGUUUUCUUUUAUGAUUUAUUUCAUGCCAUCUAAAAGUUGUGUUAGACACAACGUUACGUCUAAAUCUUCUCAUAAAUUCUAGUGAGCUAAAAUUAUACUCCAAUUGUUUUCUUCUUGGCAAACGCGUGUGAGAUUUGUUCGUCCCUCAUGAAGGUGGAGGAAGAGCUGAGGAGCGGCGGCGCGGUGACCGGUACUCGGGACGGUAACGACUGCUGCAUCACCAGACUGCUGAGCGUUGUGGAGAGCGAGUUACAGGCCGGUAGAGAGAAGGGAGACCCCACCGAGAAACAGCUCAAAGUCAUCCUAGAAGAUUCUGAACUCUGGAGGAAAUUCAAAGAAUUGACUAAUGAGAUGAUUGUGACCAAGAACGGCAGAAGGAUGUUUCCAGUUCUGAAGGUCAGCGUGACGGGUCUGGAUCCCAAUGCCAUGUAUUCGUUCCUCUUGGACUUCAGUCCUGCAGACGGGCACCGCUGGAAGUACGUGAACGGCGAGUGGGUCCCUGCGGGCAAACCUGAGCCUCACAGUCACAGCUGCGUCUACAUCCACCCCGACUCGCCCAACUUCGGUGCCCACUGGAUGAAGGCUCCGGUGUCCUUCAACAAAGUCAAACUGACCAACAAACUCAACGGAGGCGGCCAGAUCAUGCUGAAUUCUCUCCAUAAGUACGAGCCUCAGAUUCACAUUGUUCGUGUAGGAGGCAGCCACAGGAUGGUGACCAACAUCUCUUUCACAGAAACUCAGUUCAUCGCUGUAACGGCCUACCAGAAUGAAGAGAUAACUGCACUGAAGAUAAAACACAAUCCAUUUGCUAAAGCUUUCCUUGACGCAAAGGAAAGGAGCCAUCCUAAGAAUCAUCUAGAACCUCCAUCUGAAAACCAGCAUGUGGGCAUACCGCACUGCGGAUGGUUCAUAUCAAACCCAGACACUCUGUGUUCUGCUAGUGGUGGUAACUUUCCGUACCCAGGAGGUUUACCGCUUACUCCCCACCAUGGGUACAAACACUACCCAAGCCUGCACGGGCCCCGAGCAGCCCCGUACCCAUCCCCCUACCUGCCCCACCAUCAUCACCACCGUGGCCAUAACUCGGUGUCUCUAUCUGAGAAUCUGAGUCCAGGUGCUGUGCAGAUGUUCUCUGGUCACGAGGGCUGGACAGGUGUGUCUCCUCCUGGUCCUGCUGCGAUGCUGUCUAUGCAACCUGCUCCAAGCUCACCCGGAGCCAGCAGUCAGUAUCCAUGCCUGUGGACCGUGAGCAGCUGCACUGUAUCUUCCAGUCCUCCAGGGGGCAUUGUGAGCUCCACACAUAGCCAGGAGGAACCCACAGAUGGAGGGUCCACCUCAACAUCACCCUGCUCUUUACUGCAGGGCCAUGGACCAACCAGCUCUGAGGCUGGUGUAGAUCAAGCCAGUCACAGUAGGGUAGGCAGGGUGAGCUGGUCUUCUGUCUCCACCCACUCAUUUUGAGUGUUCUCAUUUAAUUCUAAAGAAGAGGUGUACAUGAUCUUUGAAGAUAAUGGAUGUACAGCUGGUUCUGAUGUGUCAAUGGUCCUGUCCCCAAUGAUGCUGAGUUUAUGCUUUAAUGACAUAAAGGCUCUGUUGGAAUAAAAAAAAAAAAAAAACCUGUAGGAAUUCUAAAUACUGUCAGGAGUACCUCAAAUAACCCCAUCAUAAGAAUAAAGUUGAUGUACUUGAUUUCCUUUGAAUAAACUGUAUGAUAUUUGAGUCACCUACCAAAUGUUCAAAGCUUUCUGCCAGACUGGAAUUCUAAGGAUCUUAAAAGAAAGACAAAUGGCCUCUCUAAGAAACGAGGAAACAUAGUCCAGAAGAUCUCAAAUCCGAACAGGACCAUCUUUUAUCUUUUAUAAUAGAAAAAGGGAAACUUUUUGUGCUUUCAGUGUGUUGUAAACUUUAUAUUAUUUGUAUGUUACAAGUCAUUGCAAUGUAUCUGAGGACAGCUUUUUGUGAAUGUUGUCGUAAAAGUCAGUGAUCAUCAUGAGAACACAGAGGUCAUGGGUUCAAUUCCCAGAGAACACACACAUUGAUUUAAAAAAGGGAUUUGCAUUAAAACAUCUGUCAUAUAACUGUAAAUGUACAUUACUGUUCAAAAGUUUGGGGUUUUUAGAUUUUUAGUCUCUUAUGUUAUGCUCAC